Amoebophrya sp. A25 is the source of this 5239-nucleotide messenger RNA. NCBI's taxonomy places the organism in Eukaryota, Dinophyceae, Syndiniales, Amoebophryaceae. The record is from the annotation of a GenBank genome assembly.
AUGCCUUCAGUGUUUGGGUCCGUCCUGGACCCAACAGCGUCGCUGCGUGAAGACGCGAUGCUGAUCAGUGAUGACCCCUCAUCGGAGAAACAACUGGCAAGUGAGGGUCUUGCCCUUGGAGGGGGUGGAGCAGGUGGAGAUGCUGAAAGCGUUGCCAUAGCGUUCAGCUCUGUUUCUAACAAAGAGCAGAUCAAAAACACUUCAUCGACAGCAGGCGGAGAAAAAGUUGGACUAGAUAAAGCGCACCAUGGUCCGGACACUGCAACAACAACUUCUGGUGCCAAGGAGGUUGUUGCAGUGCAACGAGAUGCAGCGAUCAUGGUUACCGCAACACCUGUGGAGCCGGAGAUCGAGCGUGACACAGAGGAAACGGAAGAGAUGACUGCCGAUGAAGUGUGGCGGACAGUGCUUAUGCCGCAGAAACUGGCUGGCUCACCUGUGAUGGCAUUCGCUGCCGGAUAUGAUCAACGUACUGCUGUAACCAGGCCUCAUUCUGAACAAUGAAUUUUCCCUGCCUUUGCUCCUAUUUUUUGAUCAAUUUAUAUCGUAGGGGCAUUAGCGUAGUUGUUAAGGAGAUUAAGAGCUCCCCCCUACGCCGGUAGCUACGCGGAAAAUAUGUAGACAGGUUCUUCACGGAACUCGCUCGCGAUACAAAAAAAAAUAAUUUCUUGUGCAUCAAAUUGAAUUUGAAACUUAAGCGAGAUGAAAACGAUUAAUGCUUGGAUACAUAAAUGAGCUUGAAAAAUAUGGUCUCCCAAGAUUGAUGUCCCCCAAGCAAUAUUUACAGGUUUGUUCGACGGAUGGGUGAAGCAGCCCUCGCCAUGCUGCGGUGCGGCGUCGGUUGCUGGUGCCUGGAACGCUCUCCGUGUGGUUCACCGUGCGGAUUCGCAGGCGAAGAAUUUCCGUGAUUUGACUGAUGUGCUUGCGAAAUACUGCGACGCGUUGGCUCGCGGUCGUCGGAAGCGACUAGAUCGGAUGCUGGACGGAUACCUGCGAUGCGUCCUGCCUGGUGAGGAAAUACGCAAGAUGGGAGAGUUCUUCGACGUAAGGCUCCGCGAUCCUAUGUUUUUCAACAACCCAGAAGCAGUACAGGCGGAAUACAUGCGCCGAAAUCUGUAUCCGAGACCUGUAUCACCUUCUGUAGGACCUGCGCUUCAUCUUCGCUCAGGCGAUUCUGUUGCCAGUUCUGCGUCUGUGCUGGCGCAGGCAGAUGCUGGCUUGACAAGCAGUCAGGGCCAAGUUGCUGUCCCUGGAGAAGACCCAUCUUCACGGGAAUCGAGUACGGAUUUAGCUGCUUCGGCGCUAGAAACGUCGCUAGAUCAUGUAGAUGCAGUUGCGCCAGGUGCCACCUGUACUACUUCGAAUAUGGCAGAUGAAGCAGACGGAAUAGAUGAAACAAGUAACAAAAGAAUUUUAGAACAAGGGCAGCAGGCAAUUACAUCACCCGACAAUCCUGUGCCUGUUGAAGCGCCAGGAGCGCCUUCGCGGACGAAAAUAGUGCCCGGCAAAGACAUGUGUGAACGGGAGAAGAAAUCACUGCCAGUGUCGAAAUAUCGUAAGACUGAGGAGAAAUUUCCGAUGAUCCUGUUUCUGGAGAAAUAUUUGGAAGAAUAUCUCUUCGAAGUUGAACAGAGGACUUGGACCGGCACCAAGAAGAAGAAGCUGCAGCAUCAGCAGAAGGCGGGCGACGAGAAGCCGCCUGAAGGGGUUACUAAGACGGCAGCGCAGAAUGCAUUAAAGGCGGUCUGCGAAGCGCGAGCCGUAGCACAGGGAUUUCGACCCCGCGACGACGCAGAGGUUAGCUGGCCACGCGAUGCGUCAGAGAGCAGUUCUGUGUCGACAGAAGGUAAUUACCACUACAAUGUUGUACCAUUUCCAAUUAUUUCCGUUUGCACAAGAUGAGAUACUAGAGACAAAACAGGUGCACAAUUGACGAUGCUCGCGGGGAAGUCAUCUGUUUCGCCUUCGAUUCAAAAAAAGCCUGCUACUCGUUCCUAUACCCCUAGGGUUCAUCAUUUCAAAAUCGGCAGGUUCGUAGGCAAUUAGUCUUAGUGCGCAGUAAUAUAAGGAGGUAAUCGGACUCCACCUGUCGCCGGUUUGCGAACUGGAUAAAACUGGGAUCACCCUUCCGGCGGUCUUGGAAUACAAGAAAAAAAAAAUCCUAACGAACUGAAGGGUCACUGAAAUUGCAACUCUCCUCUGUGCCUCUACAUACACUACAGCCGUGACCGCUGGUUCUUCGUCGUGCAGCAGCGCAACUGGAUCGCGUUCUGGCAGUAAAGAGAGCGUCUUGUCUGAAGUGUUUUUCACACCUUACUCCGACCUCUCUUCUGCAUCCGAAACCGACUGUGUGGCUGGUGAGGGUGGAACGAUGUCAUCAAGCGCGGUUCGGGGUCGUGGAAAUAGCAGAGCAGGUCUUGACGAAGACGCUAAUAUCAUUUUUACUGGCACAAAGAAUGAUAUCAUGAAUCAGACGAUAUCCUCAGCAAUAGCCGGGGCAGCGGAGAAGGAGGCCCUUGCCGCAGCAAUCGACAGUCAAAAACCUACGGAUUUUGAGGCAUUGUUGUGGACUUCUCUUCUGGAAAUGUCGACGGAGGAACGCUUUCUCACGGAAUUAGGUUUCUAUUAUUUGAUUGUUCAUGUUGAGCAAACGGCUUCGGGUCGUGGCGGUACUUUUGAAAUAACCUACGCGAAGGAAGGACAAGCUGAUAAAGCUAAAAUUCCUUUGGACGUAGUAAAACACUUACUGUCCGUUUCACAAAAAGUUCUCAUAUCUCACUUCAUCAGGUGAGAUGUACAUCAAAAAGCGCGCAGUGGCUCGGUUGACGCAGUAUCUCCCAGGAACUGCAGAGAUCGGCAAUUGGGGAAUUCUGAAAGCUUGUCGUCGCGUUGGGCUUGCUGCGUCCACGCUUGUGAAUCGUCGAAGCAUUAUGGCCGAAAAGAACGCCAGUGAUGCAGACCGCAAAGCAAGUUUGUGGAAUCUGUUGAAGUCGCACAUUGGACAGCCAAAUUGCGUUCUCCUCUUCCACUUGACCAACCACUACGCGCUGAUCUAUUGUUGGCGAGAGUUUUUCCACGAGGUUGAUGAGAUUCCUACCGCCUCGGUCGCAGCAGCACCAGAAAACACGGAACAAGCGUUGGAGGGGAGCAGCGCCGCAUCUACGGCAACCGCUGCUGUCGAGGAAGACAAAAAUGACAAGAAUCCGAAUGGCGUGUCCUUAACGGAGGUCGAGAUGGACGUGGUUGGCAAGGAUUCAUCGUCCACCAGCUCUUCCUCGGAAACAGCAGAGGCGCGACCCAAGGCUUCUCCGAAACGCUUGUCCAUCGCAACUCCUCGUGGUGGCACCAAGCGGAAAAAGAAGAUCUCCAGUCCCUCCAAGAAAAACAGCGGCGGGAAAAGCGGAAUGUCCUCCUGCCAAAGCGCGAACUUCGUCCUGGUCCCCAGUGGCGGAAUCCGGCCAGCAGCGGCGAAACAAGCACCACCGCUACCAGUGAUAGGCGGCACUUCACUGAUAGGACGCGAUGAAGGAGAUUUAUGGCGAGAACUAAACGACUUUUACUGAAGUGUCUUCUUUCUCACAACAAACCAACGUUUCCACGAUGUGCUCUCAAAUAAUCAUUUGAAACUAAGAUAGGACACUGUCUCAAAAGGUAAAAUGCAGUCUAAUUCUUGAUGACGAGCCUAUGGACGUUGUAGAAACGCAAACAGCAGCACCGGAGCGCGCUUCUGGAACCCGAAUUAUGAAGCACGUGCGAGAGAUCUACACAGCGAGAAAAGGUCAACGGCCGACGGCGUGGCUAAGCCUGGACGAGGUGUAUAAAAUCUUGGUCGGAUGGUCGGGUUACGCCAUCAUAAAAGUGUCCCUGAAGCGCCCACAAGACGGUGGGUCAGAUCAGAGCAAUGAUGAGGAGGACGAAGCCGAUAUCUGUCAAUGAAGUAGGACACAGACUACGCACAAAUAUUAAGUAACCAUAAUCCAUUGCUUAAUGAAUAAGUUGGGCCUUUUAUCAAUCCGCCCCCUGCUAGCGCUAGGAGAUUCAUCCGAUUGAUUAUCACGUCUGAUAUCGACGCAAUACCCAUACGGGAUCCCUACUCCUUGUUGAUAGAGUUUUACCCCCGAUAGCGCAUAUCAUGAUCCUAUGAUAUAGUAGUAGUUUUAUCAUAGUCACUAGAAGUAUAUAAUAAUGAGUCCUUCCUAGAAUGACCUACUAGUACUAGUUUAUUAUAUGAAACUAGAAAACUUUUUUACUCAUUUUCUGGGUGCCAGGGGGCGACCCACUAUCGCGAAUCAAUCCAGUAGCAAUAUCGCAUCAGCACGUCCUGUCGUUAGUUUGCUUGGGGUGCUCGAAUGAAUUUCUGCUGUGUUGUGGAGUUAAAGCUCCUCUUUUCCCUUGGGAGCUGGUCUAUAUCUCGCACACAUAUACAGUAUGUCAUGUGUAUUUACAGAAUUAUGAAAAGGGACUAAUUAAUUUGGUAGAACGCAUUCUUGUGGUUUUUCAGAAUUUUUUUGUAAAAUGUCAAUCGCGAGGACGAGCAUGCCAGUUUGCACAGAUUGGCAAUGCCUCGUGUGGUCUUCGCUAUUCCAAUCCUUAUGAAUAUCCCUGUUAUAUAUUGUUCAUAUUCUUGUAUAGCAACAUUGGUAAUUGAGAAAAAACUCCAAAUUACGGCUGAAAAUUGGGGGAUGUUAGUUUCUAAAAGAGAAACAAAAUUGAAAGGGAAUCGCUUUGCUCCUUGAAGAAUUUUCAAAUUUAUGUGUUGUAAUAAAAGACAUCUCUGACGAUGGCAUGGUGGAAUUUUCACCACUCUGUCUCCAGAAACAAGAAUGACGUCCGCGCACUUCAACUGGGAUUUUCUCCCUCUUCCGCUUCCUAGCUCCGCUUCUUGUUUUUGAAUAUUUCCGCUACCAGUUGUUCUCUUCUAGCUCGACGUCCUUCUUUUGGAGAGAGCAAUAAAUACUUACCGGAAACAUGAAUGGAACUGAACCAUGUUUGAUGUUCGAUAAAUCAGGAUCCAUCUGCAAUCGGUCAUAAAAAUAAUUGUCUUGUCCUUGCUUACAAGAAAGAAGUUGAUGAGGGAGCUGCUUCGCUAGGACGGCUCCUAUGAUCUGCUUAUAGCCUGCUCCUUCUCCCCGGUUUUUCUUCGGCACAGCUGCAAUUUUGUCGUCGAUUCUCCUGAGCUCUACAUUUUACACAUUGAUUGACUUUUUCGCAGCAGGCUGUAAUGGGCCGAAGCCUUCCA